Messenger RNA from Cinara cedri, 2156 nucleotides. Lineage: Eukaryota; Metazoa; Arthropoda; Insecta; Hemiptera; Aphididae. The record is from the annotation of a GenBank genome assembly.
AUGAACAACCCUAUGAGUGAGUACACAUAAAUUAUAUUAUCAGCUUGCACACAUUCUAAUGAUACAUAUUUAUCGGUUUAGAUCAAUACCGAUAUGACUAGUAUACCGUCAUUUAUCGAUUGAAGUAUAUAAUAGUAUUUAAAGGCUAUUGAAUUCGAAAAAGCGGCGUGUUUUUGGAUAGUUUAGACCGUAUUUUAUAACUACUACCAUUAUUCUUCCCGUAAUGUGAUUUCUCGUAUGUUUCAUAAUUUUAUUGUAAGUGCGUUGAUUAGUGUAAUCGAAUUUUCGUACUUUGUUUGAAAACCUGGAAAAAUAAAUAUAGGUUUACGAUUAAUAAUAAUGACAACGAUAUGAAUAUGUGUUUUAUUUAUUUUAUUUUUUACAAAGUAUUUAAAAGAUUUACUUGCUUUCGACCAUACGACUCACAGCGGCUUUCUUUUAUGUUAUGAACAUAUUCAAUGCUUAGAGAAGAUUAUUUAUUCUUUUUAAAUUCCAAGUUAUUUUCUUCGCAAUGCGAAAAAUUCGGAACAAAUAAAAAUAAGUCGGAACAAUCGACGGGGCAUAUUUAAAUCAACGCCGUAAAUCGGCUUUUAUUAAAUUCGAUUUUUUUUUUUUCUGUAUUAUCGUUGAAUAAGACGUAAUCAUAGAUAGGUACUUAACAUUUUCCUAGAAUUAUUUUAGCGUUCGAAGGCGUGAUAUAACUGUCAAAUAAACUUUAUUUGGAUUAUUAAUAACUAUUUGAACUUUUCGUUUAAUUUUCAGAAAAUAUCCCAACUUACUCCAGGUCGGUGUUUAUGAAUACAAAUCCAAGUAUUGUAUCAGGACUCACCGGGAGUACAUUGAUUGAAAACUCAUGGAGGCCAGGAAAGAAUGUUUUUAAGAACUUUUUCACUUACAGAGUGUCACAAAGUUCAAUAAACCAGUUCGAAAACAGGUUCGGAUAUGGUUUUGCAUAUUCCAAAAUGAAAGAAAUCACUUCAGAAAAGUAAGAUUUGCCUAAAAUAAUAAUAUUUUUAUUUGAUCGACUCUAUUCGGUGAUGAUCACUAAAUACCUAAUGUAAAAUUCAUAAUGUCGAUUUAAUAAACGGUGUGGAUUUGUGAUAGGUACAAUAUGAUCGAAUUGUCUCUAUCUAUUUAAUACUAGAUGUUCCUUCCCAAGUCAAAAUUUAAAUUUGAAAAACGUUCAUUUAGAAAACGUAAUGGAAAAAUAUCGGUCAUUAUUCAUGAUGAUUCAUAAAUAUUCUAAAUUAUAUGUUGAUUAUAGGUAGCUAAAUAUAUUAAAACUAAAAUUUACUAAAAAAAAAGGUAAAAUAACCGGUAUAUAUAUAUAUAUAUUUUUGUAGCUAAAUAUAUUAAAACUAAAAUUUACUUAAAAAAAAAGGUAAAAUAACCUGUAUAUAUAUAUUUUUUUUUUUUUAAUUCAGCUAUAUCGUGCCGUAUUACAAACAAUAUAGGUAGUUCUAUAAAAACAGAUAAAUAAAUAUUUGAGUCAAAAAUUAAAAAAUAUACUUUUUUUUUUCAACGAUUAAACAUGACAUUUAUUUUAACUAAUCAACGCAUAUCAUAAUUAAUUGGUUAUAAAUAAUUGUUUACUGGUAUUCUUUAGUGGUUUUAGUUAUAUGGUGCCCUACCCAAAACUGUACACAUACGUCGAUUCAAACUUAAAUAAGGAUAUUUCUUAUUCGUUAUCCUACAACGUGAUGGGCAACUUGUGGGCCCACAUCACUGGCCAAGUCUUGGGAAAUCGGUCGAACAACAAUGUUACCGGAUCUAUUGAGUGGGCUAGCAAAAAUGUUAGCGUGCAGAUGUCCGCCAACAAAGCUGAUAAUCAAAAGAACCAAGUAAAUAUUAGUUUCACGAGGCGGUUAUUUAGCCCUUGGUUGUUCGGUGGCCAGUGUACAUUAGUAGCCGAAAAAGGAACAUCUUCAUCAAGUUUAAUCAAAAGUUAUGAAGGCAUGUUUGGAUACCAACAUGAUAAACUAACUUAUGNCCAAUCUCUGUCUACGGCCGUGCGGGCCGUAGCACGCUUCAAGUCCAACACGACUUCUUUAGAACUAAGAAGUGAACAUGGUAAAAAUGAAUUGAAAUGUAUGCUUGCGCAACAGGUCGUCCUUUCCGAAAAUUUGUCAGUUCAAGGUGAUUAUAUAUUAUUAUGA